Molecule: messenger RNA, 1472 nt
Organism: Rhagoletis pomonella (apple maggot)
Lineage: Eukaryota; Metazoa; Arthropoda; Insecta; Diptera; Tephritidae
Product: alanyl-tRNA editing protein Aarsd1-B
Exons: 5
Coding region: 173-1444 (423 amino acids)
Biological process (GO): regulation of translational fidelity; tRNA aminoacylation
Molecular function (GO): aminoacyl-tRNA ligase activity; Ser-tRNA(Ala) deacylase activity; ATP binding
Source: RefSeq, a predicted model, not a curated record
AGACCUGUAAGUAAAUGUUCCUCGAAGUCUUCAGACGGCUCCAGUGAUGCUUUAUAUUCCUCAAGAACUAACAAAUCCAGCGGAUCUAGUUGGUGGCUCAGCACUUUUGCUGCCAACUAUUUUUGCAUAAUUAACCAAAUUUGCUGAAGGACCAGCUCGGGAGUGCGAAAAAAUGGUUUUUAAGUGUCAAGAAGACAGCUUUUUGAGACAGUUUGCAUCAAAAGUAGUGUCGUGUGAACCGGCAACGUUGGAAUGGACGCCGCUUGGAGAAACUAGUGCAAUAAAACUUCAAGGCUUUAAUGUUAUAUGCGAAGAUACAAUUCUUUUUCCUGAAGGUGGCGGACAACCAUGUGAUUACGGUGAGAUCAAUGGUCAAUCGGUGCGUUCUGUAGUGCGAAAAGGCACAGAAGCAGUGCACUUUGUAGAAGGGUACUCAGGAUUUGAAGAAGGUAUAGUUGUGAAACAAUCACUUGAUUGGAGUCGCCGUUUGGAUCAUAUGCAACAACACUCGGGCCAACAUCUUAUAACGGCAUUAUUUGACCGCGAAUUCAAAUACGAUACGGUAUCUUGGUGGUUGGGAUCAGACAGCUCUUAUAUAGAGUUGGAUACAUCACAUUUGAUUAGCCGAGAGUCUCUGGACACUAUUGAGCGUAAGGCAAACGAACUUAUACGCGAGGGCCGGGAAGUCACCGUACUGCUAGUUGAUCCCGAAAUAGCAGUGGAGUUUCAAGAUGCUCGUGCACCACGAGGGUUACCCAAAGAUCAUAUUGGACUGGCUCGUGUAGUACGAAUUGAAGGAAUUGAGAGUAACAUGUGUUGUGGUACUCAUGUUAGCAAUCUAUCUCAGCUGCAAUGUGUAAAAUUGUUAUAUGCCGAAAAAGUUAAAAGCUCAGUGUAUGUACACUUUGUAAUUGGAGAGCGUGUGCUACGAAAGCUUGGUGAAAUCUUUCAGCGGGAGCAGCAAAUGAAUCUAGCGCUAAAGGGUGGUCCAACACAGCAUUUGGAUUUGAUCCAAAAGCUACAGACUAAUUUAAAAUCAUCCGCAAAGGCAUUUCAGAAACUGUUAAAAGACGUUGCGAUUUCCGAAGCUGAGAAAAUAGAGAAUACACCCCAUCCCUACCCAAAAUAUUACUGUCUACAUCGAAAGGACGGUAUUGAACCUGACUUCAUAAAUACGUUUUUACGGAAUGCACCUGAGAAUAUUUUCUACUUCCUCACCGUAUCGGAAAAUACCACCAAUAAUGGUAAAGGUCUCAUGGUACUUAGGGGAGAAAAAGAAGAUGUGCAGAAAUUUGGUCCAUUAUUCCUGGAACUGUUACAAGGCAAAGGGAAUGGUCGCGAAACAAAUUUUCAAGGAAAAUUUAAUAAUGGGAGCAAAAUUCCAGAAUGUAACGCUUUGUUGGAAAAACAUUUUAACGGCAAUAAAGACCCUAAACGAGUAUAAUAAAUAUACACUUUCGGGAUAAAAAUAA